GCGGCGCUUCCGGGGCGACGCGGUCGGUGCUGGAGGCCGAGGUCCUGGGAAUCCCGCGCCCGCCGCGGAGCCUGUCAGCGCGGCCCGGAGGCUGUGUCCCCGAUCGCGCCCCGGGGCGCCCCCGGCUUCGGCCAGACUCGAGCUCCCCAGCCCAGCGCGGCCCCCAGGGGCACCCUGUGCCGCCUCUGCCCUGCACCACCGCCCGGAGUGCGCCGUUAGACGCGCAGCGGCUCAGAGUUUGGCCCAGAUGAGGAGCAACAGGGACCAGGGCCCCCUCGCCGCCACUCCGGUGGCCCCGACAGUGCGGGAGCUGCCCGUGAAGAGGGUUUGGCUGGGACAGGCCCUGCUGGUCCUAAAGGGGUUAGAGCCGGCUAGCCUGGAUCUCCCCCUCCCCCGGCUGCCUGGAGGGGCGGCUCCUUUAACCCUUUACUAGGCUUGUGGGGGGUGGGGCAGAGAGCUGAGCCCGCUGUGCCCAGGACGGGGGUCCGAAGGGCGGAGCUCGGGUGCAGGACCACCGAGUGGAGCUGGCGGAGGUGGACUGGCUGGCACGUUCGUGCUCCCUGGGCUCUGGGGGAGUUCCUUGGUGGGGGGAGGCACUGGCACAGCCCUCUCACAGGCUGGCGUUGGCAUCCAGGGCCUCGGAGGCGUGGUCUCCAGCCGGGCUUUCCCAGUUGGAUCCAGGCCUUUGAAGUGGGGUGCAGAGCUGUCCCUACUGCUAAGGCCUAUGCAGCGACGCCCUGCAGCGUCUUCAAGGGAGGGGGUGUCUUCAAGCAGGGUCAGCAUGGAUCUGAGACCCACGUCCAGCCUCAGCUCAGCCUUCCUCCCUGGGGGCCACUAUUUCAGCACCCUCAGUAUGGCAUCGUGCUGGAUGCUGGCUCUUCACACACAUCCAUGUUUGUCUACAAGUGGCCGGCGGACAAGGAGAAUGACACAGGCAUAGUGGGCCAACACAGCUCCUGUGAUGUUCGAGGUGGGGGCAUCUCCAGCUAUGCAGACAACCCAUCUGGGGCUGGCCAGAGUCUCGUUGAAUGCCUUGAACAGGCGCUUCGCGAUGUGCCCAAAGAGAGACACGCAGGCACGCCCCUCUACCUGGGAGCCACAGCGGGCAUGCGCCUGCUCAACCUGACCAGUCCAGAGGCCUCAGCCAAUGUGCUGGCAGCAGUGACACAGACGCUGACCCAGUACCCCUUUGACUUCCGCGGUGCACGCAUCCUCUCAGGCCAGGACGAGGGGGUGUUUGGCUGGGUGACUGCCAACUACCUGCUGGAGAACUUCAUCAAGUACGGCUGGGUGGGCCGGUGGUUCCGGCCAAGGAAGGGGACGCUGGGGGCCAUGGACCUGGGGGGUGCCUCCACACAGAUCACCUUCGAGACAGCCAGUCCAGCUGAGGACCCAGCCAGUGAGGUCCAGCUGCGGCUCUAUGGCCAGCAUUACCGCGUGUACACCCACAGCUUUCUCUGCUAUGGCCGCGACCAGAUCCUCCGGAGACUGCUGGCCAGUGCCCUCCAGACCCACGGCUUCCACCCCUGCUGGCCGAGGGGCUACUCUACCCAAGUGCUGCUCCAGGAUGUGUACCAGUCCCCGUGCACCGUGGCCCAGCAGCCCCAGGCCUUCAACAGCAGCGCCAGGGUCAGCCUAGCGGGGAGCAGCGACCCCGCCCUCUGCCGCGACCUUGUCUCCAGGCUCUUCAGCUUCUCCUCCUGCCGCUUCUCCCGAUGCUCCUUCAAUGGGGUCUUCCAGCCCCCCGUGGCUGGGAACUUUAUCGCCUUCUCUGCCUUCUUCUACACCGUGGACUUCCUGAGGACUGUGAUGGGGCUGCCUGUGGUCACCCUGCAGCAGCUGGAGGCGGCCACAGUGACCGUGUGCAACCAAACCUGGGCUGAGCUGCAGGCUCGGGCGCCAGGGCAGCGGGCUCGCCUGGCCGACUACUGCGCGGGGUCCAUGUUCGUGCAGCAGCUGCUGAGCCGGGGCUACGGCUUCGACGCGCGCACCUUCGGCGGCGUGGCCUUCCAGAAGAAGGCCGCGGACACGGCUGUCGGCUGGGCGCUCGGCUACAUGCUCAACCUGACCAACCUGAUCCCCGCCGACCCGCCGGCGCUGCGCAAGGGCACGGACUUCAGCUCCUGGGUCGUCCUGCUGCUGCUCUUCGCGGCUGUGCUCCUGACCGCGCUCUGUCUGCUGCUGCGCCAGCUGCGCGCCGCCAAGUCGCCGGGCCGCAUCUAGGGUCGGGCGCGUGCCGCUGCCCCACCGCUGCGCCCCCUCC
Lemur catta (Ring-tailed lemur) is the source of this 2263-nucleotide messenger RNA. RefSeq names its product ectonucleoside triphosphate diphosphohydrolase 2 (gene ENTPD2). Bases 892 to 2223 code for a protein of 443 amino acids. Gene Ontology annotation, cellular component: plasma membrane. The transcript is spliced from 9 exons. Gene Ontology annotation, biological process: nucleoside diphosphate catabolic process. NCBI's taxonomy places the organism in Eukaryota, Metazoa, Chordata, Mammalia, Primates, Lemuridae. Gene Ontology annotation, molecular function: UDP phosphatase activity; GDP phosphatase activity. The record is from RefSeq and is a predicted model, not a curated record.